GAGGGCUGCUUGCAGAGUCUCUACGGAAGCUGCGGAACGCGGGUCUCGGCCGCGGGAACCGACUGGGCGUUUCCGUUCCCGGCGUCUCGCCGCAGGAGCUAUAUAUUGAAGACAAUGUCUGGAAGCUUCUACUUUGUCAUUGUUGGUCACCAUGAUAAUCCAGUUUUUGAAAUGGAGUUUUUGCCAGCUGGAAAAGCAGAAUCCAAAGACGAUCACCGCCAUCUGAACCAGUUCAUAGCUCACGCUGCUCUCGACCUCGUAGAUGAGAACAUGUGGCUGUCAAACAACAUGUACUUGAAGACGGUGGACAAGUUCAAUGAGUGGUUCGUUUCAGCAUUCGUCACUGCGGGUCAUAUGAGAUUUAUUAUGCUGCAUGACAUCAGGCAAGAAGACGGGAUAAAGAACUUCUUUACUGAUGUCUAUGAUUUAUAUAUAAAGUUUGCAAUGAAUCCAUUUUAUGAACCCAAUUCUCCUAUUCGAUCAAGCGCAUUUGACAGAAAAGUUCAGUUUCUUGGGAAGAAACACCUUUUAAGCUGAAUGCAAAAAAUUCGGAAGUAAACAGUGUCACUACAAUGGGGUGUACUCAGGAAUGUGUACAUUGUAAGUAACUUGAUUAAACAGCAUGGAAAAGUUUUAGUUGUAGUCUCAAUUUAUCUAAACCUAAUGAAAUUGCUUUUAUAUUUAAAAAUGGUAUGUUCAGUUUCUUAUGAUUAUCAACAGAUUGAUAUUUGCUUGUGAACAGUGUUAUUUAUGAAGAGCUCUUUAUCAGUAAGCUUGAAAUAUUUUUAUUUUAAAAAUUGAGAAUAAGCUUUUGACUUUCCUCAUUCAGAUAGCUUGAUCUUGUUUUAACAAUCCAGAACCAAAUGUCAUUGUGAAGAUUUGGUAGGCAGAUUUAAAACCAAAAGCUUCUGCAGUAGGGAAUGAAGUUGAUAGCACAUACAUGGGUUCAUCUAUACAUCUAGAGAUGUUAUGAAAACGUAUAGGUAAUAUACAUAGAAGUAGUAUAUGUACACUAAGAAGCCAAGAAGCCACAGCAGACGGCUUUGCAGUGCCAAAUGCCACAGGCCUGCCCCUGUCAGAGACUGGGAACAGUGAUCCUGCUGUAAUACUAGAAUCCUGGAUCCAUGUUUGUAAAGUGGGAGGCUAGGACCAAAGUGACAGGUUAUGUUCUUAUGUCUCCUUUCCCUCAGACAGUAAACUGAAGAUUAAGUGAACCCGUUGAUAGCUGUACUAGUAAAAAGUUGUAAGGCAGUUUUAGAAUUGUAAACAAAGAAAAGCUUGCAUCACAUUAACACUUGCGCUCUUGGCCAUUUAGGCUGUAUACCGGAGGGGGCAGGAGUAGCCUCUUUUUUGUACUGUAACAGCGUGGGAUCUUACAGUAAACCAGUAAAUGUCCAUUGAAAAGCAAGUAAUAUAACUGCGUAUUUUCUGUGCUAAUUGUGAGCACUUGAAGAAUUUUGUUCCAUUCUGAAUAACCUGAGCAAUUAAUUCUAAGUUUGGUCCUGUAUCUUUGUAUGAAGUUGCUAGCAUAAUUUUUUACCAUAUUUAUGUGA
This is a messenger RNA of Eubalaena glacialis (North Atlantic right whale), 1553 nucleotides long. It is a transcript of the gene TRAPPC2, whose product is annotated as trafficking protein particle complex subunit 2. The coding region runs from base 115 to 537 and encodes 140 amino acids. The transcript is spliced from 5 exons. Gene Ontology annotation, cellular component: nucleus; TRAPP complex; cytoplasm. The record is from RefSeq and is a predicted model, not a curated record. Lineage: Eukaryota; Metazoa; Chordata; Mammalia; Artiodactyla; Balaenidae. Gene Ontology annotation, biological process: endoplasmic reticulum to Golgi vesicle-mediated transport.